Poecile atricapillus (Black-capped chickadee) is the source of this 6711-nucleotide messenger RNA. It is a transcript of the gene DNAJB12, whose product is annotated as DnaJ heat shock protein family (Hsp40) member B12. Gene Ontology annotation, molecular function: Hsp70 protein binding. Lineage: Eukaryota; Metazoa; Chordata; Aves; Passeriformes; Paridae. The transcript is spliced from 8 exons. Gene Ontology annotation, biological process: cellular response to misfolded protein. The coding region runs from base 1137 to 2042 and encodes 301 amino acids. Gene Ontology annotation, cellular component: endoplasmic reticulum membrane. The record is from RefSeq and is a predicted model, not a curated record.
GGUUACUGCUCCUUAGCCCACUGUCCUUUUCAUCCCUCAUCCUCUAUUGGCUUUUGGAUUACCGAGUGGAUUUUUCUGCCCCCUCCAAGUGCUGGGGCCAGAUAGGAUAUCUUGGCUCAUCUCUUGGCCUGCAAGAGUUGUUUGCACUUGCCUAAAGAAGGUGAUACCCCAUAGUGCAAGGUCUGUAGUGUGCAAUCCAUGGGAGGAGGUGGAAGGUCCUUCCCAGUUCUAGGCUCUGGAUAAAGGACUGCAAGCUCAGGAUACUGGGGCCUGUGCAAAUGUCCUUGGCUGGGUUUCACUGUGGCAUGUGUGCCUGUUCUUCUUAAUGGGGGUGAAGAAAUCAGUCUGAUGCUUGGUUUAAAAAGCAGUUUUAAAAGAUGGUGCUAUGCAGCUGCCAGGGAAAUGCACGAUGGAAAGAUGCUUGGAGUCUCCCUCCAUUGUGUCACCUGGAUGCUUAGGCCAGGCCUGGAUGUUUGUCCCCUCUUGGCUGGAGAGGAUGGAAGACAGUGCCUGAGCCUUGCAAGGAGGAAAAGAAAAGGGCAGGUGAAUUUGUGCACACCAGGAGAGGGAAGAUGGUUUUCACAGCUGCUCUGAAUCCGUAGGUAGCGACAGGAGAACAAAGCGCCCCUGUGACUCGUGUGAAGAGCUGGCAGCCAGCAGUGCUGCAGCUCUGUCCCCAAAAGAGGAGUGUCCCCGUGGGAUUGGCAGCCCACAGAAUUAUUUUCUAAGCUCUCUAAAGAUACGGCGUCGUCACAUCACUUCCCCAGCACUGUAGGCUCUCAAAGGCAGGAGAUAAAGAAGAAUGAUACGCUUUAUAAUGUGCUAGAGGACAAAUUUGGACAUGCUUUGCUGUCAAGGAGAGAUGGAAGGGGAAAAAAGGACAGGGAUACACUGCUUUAUUAAUCUGCUGCAGCUCCUGGACUGUCUGUCUGGGUGGUCCUGGGGUUUUUAUGGAUGUUGUGUGUGUUGGGAGAAGCAGAACAUCUUCAGGAGUAGCCCUCAUGCCUGGGUGAAAAGCAACAGGAGCUGAAAGAUUGCAUGGGAGGAAAGUUCUGCUCGAGUCACUCAACAAGAGCGAGCAGUCAGCCAAUGGCCAAUCCCAGUCCAGGGAAUCCACAAACCCUCAGUUCAGGAAAAUGAGCGGCGACUUCCCAUCGGCCAACGGAGAGGCUGGGGGGGAGGCCCCCAAGGGCUACACUCAGGACCAGCUGGAUGCAGUGAAGAGGGUAAAGCAGUGCAAAGAUUACUAUGAAAUUCUGGGAGUCAGCAGAGAAUCUUCUGAUGAGGAUCUGAAAAAGGCCUACAGGAAACUGGCACUGAAGUUCCACCCGGACAAGAACCACGCACCGGGGGCCACGGAGGCCUUCAAAGCCAUCGGGAACGCGUACGCGGUGCUGAGCAACCCGGAGAAGAGGAAGCAGUACGACCAGUUCGGAGACGAGAAACUCAACCCCGCCCGCCACGGACACAGCCACGCCGACUUCCACCGCGGCUUCGAGGCUGACAUCUCCCCUGAGGACCUCUUCAACAUGUUCUUCGGGGGUGGUUUUCCUUCUAGUAAUGUUCACGUGUACAGCAAUGGCAGGAUGAGAUACACCUACCACCAGAGGCAGGACCGGCGGGAGCACCAGGGGGACGGUGGCCUGGGGCUGUUUGUCCAGCUGAUGCCCAUCCUCAUCCUGAUCAUCGUGUCUGCUCUCAGCCAGAUGAUGGUCUCCAGCCCACCCUACAGUUUGAGCCACAGGCUGUCUGUGGGUCACACACACAGGAGGGUCACAGAGCACUUGAAAGUCCCCUACUACGUGUCCGAGAACUUUGCCGAGGAGUACACGGGCACGAACCUGAAGAACGUGGAGCGGAGCGUGGAGGACGAUUACAUAGCAAACCUUCGGAAUAACUGCUGGAGAGAGAAGCAGCAGAAGGAAGGCUUGUUGUACCGGGCACGCUACUUCGGGGACUCGGAGCUGUACCAGCGGGCACAGAAGAUGGGCACCCCCAGCUGUAGCAGACUGUCAGACGUCCAGGCCUCCAUGCACGGAUAGUCCCAGCCCAAGUACGAGCCGGGAGCAGGGAACCCGUAGUGCUUUUAUCACUGAAAUCCCUGAUUGAGACACAGACCUCCAGGAGUCUCCUCGGGGUGCACACGCCCAGGCCUCCCCUCCGACGAGCGCGCCCUCGUUAAUCAGGAAUCGAUUGGGUUUAGUUUGCAUGUCGGCACCCUCGGCUCUCUGCGGGUUCCCUCUUUUCUCUGGCCUCUAGGAGCAGGGCAGAAUCCCUUGGUGAGGUUGGAAGUUCCUUACAUGCCGUGGCACCCAGCCCCCACGUUUUAAUGAACCCUUGUUUUUGGUUGCUUUGCUGCCUGUUUUACUGGGAAAGCUGUUAUCCCUGGCACGUGAAGCAACACGGAGACAGGGAAUGGAGUCCCGCCCAACAGAUGUUCCUUGUCCCAGCUCCUGUUGUCUUCCCGUUCAAGGAGAGCAAAGCAAAUGUUCCCAGCAGGUUGUAGAAGUGACUUACUGUGUUAAACUGGCAAUCAGAGUAAGAGCAGCUGGGAGAGGGGGUGGAUCUGGAAGAUUUUGGGGUUGGAGAGCUUGGAUUAAGGAGAGCCCGGAUAACACAUGUGAGACCGGAUGUGCUGGGAGAGCUGCGCCAAAAUAAUGGGGAAAAAAUGGCCACAGGCUUUGGAGUCCUUUUUCUGCAUAAAUUUUUGGGCUGAUUUCACCUACCAGGUACUGCUGGGCUGGCUGAGAAGUGUGCAGAUCCCACUACCCCAAAAUUACCUGAACACAGGAUUUCUGUGGAAAAACUCCUGGGUGAAGCUUAUACCAGGUGUUGUGUGGAGACCAUUUCGGCUCACAGAGACUCCUGAGGACACUGGCCAUUAAGCUGCUUGAUUUGCAAUUUUGGGGGUUGUUUUCUGAAAGUGUGGCCUUUAAAGCAAAUCCUCGGGGGCCCAUUGGGAUUUUUUUUUUUGGAUCUGUUCUUAUCUUGAUCCUCCCUCUCUCUGGUUUGGAUGACUGCGCCUCUUCUGGUGUUAAUUACCUGCUUUUCUUUAAUUCCCUCCCUGCACCCGUGGUCUGGAAAGAGCCUGGAAAAGCUGCUGCCUGUGCUGUGGGGUGGGGAAGGAAGGGGGAGUCACAGAUUGUCCGGAGAGUGACGCCGCUGCUGCUUUUGUUCCCAGAGCGUUGAAAUGCUGAAGACUUUCGGGGAAGUCGCUGAGCUGAGGUGACAGACUGACUUUGCUAUUUAAAAAGAAUCAAACCUUAUCUUAAAAACAGAAUUGGAGAAUUAGCAACGCACAACUGCCCCUCUUUCUUCUCUCUGCCUCUCUCUGACGAUCGCAGGCAGCGCUUGGGACAGGAAAUCCAGCUCUCCAUCUUCCUCCUCCCCUUCCAACACCCAGGAUCCCACAAGGAUCCCACAAGGAUCCCACAGCACCUGGAACAGACACACAGAGUGUAAAAUAACCCAAACUAACUACAGUGAAGCAGAAGGAGACCCUUCCCCGCUGCCAAUGGAGAGACAAGUGGGACAAUUUGUUGACAAAAGAAAACACUAAAGAAAAGAAAAUAUAAUCUAUUUAGCAUUAAUUUAUAGCUGUAUAUAUGUUGUACUUUUAAACUAUGCAGGGGUUGGAUGAUUAAAUUAUUUUGGUUUCUGCCCUUUUUGGGGAGCAGGGCAGCGAGGGAGCCUCUUCCCAGGGCGUCUCUCUCUGCAGCACUUUCCUGCCUGGAAAACAGGAAUCCCUUUGCCGUGCUUUGCUCCCGGGAGGACGUUCUGCAGACGGGGACGUCCGUGCACCUGCCCUUGGGGUUUUGAUCAAAGCAGAUCCCCAAAGUGCAGGGGGUCACAGGGAGCCCGUCCAGAGCCGUGGAUUCGCAGCGUCGGCAGAAGCCGCGGGGUCAGCUGAGCGCCGGCGUCGCGCUCGGGCCGGGAAGGAUUGUCCUGGAUGGAUUUUGCUCGUCAGUCUUUGGUUAAUUUGUGCACGUAACUCCUUUUUCUGCCGAGUCCGCUCGAAUUCUGCCUGGUAAUCAGCGGAGAGAGGCCUUUCCAUCGGCCUCACCCUUUGUUGGGAGGUUUUGUGCCUGUCCCAGGCUGGGGUUCCUCACCCACCGGCGCUCCCGGGUGCAGCCUGGCCCUGGCCUUCACACCCCACCUCCUGUUUCCCGGAGGACACCUGGAAAAUGCCACAAAUCCUGGAAAAUACCGCAAAUCCAUAAGGAGCAAAGCGUUCCGUUGAUUCUGUUGGAAGAAGUUCUGCUGGGGGAGAUCAGGGGGUGUCUGAUCUGCCCUCUGCUGCCCCUCCCACCACGGGCAGGACCGGUGUGAGGCUGCUCCAGGUGAGGAGCCAUCUCUCAGGAGCAAAGCCAGCAUGAGCAGAGCCACCUCCCAUGGAAUAAACUGGAUUAUUUUCAUUUUUAUCUUUUUUUUUUUUUCCUGCUCUUCAGCUCAAUUGUGUCUAAAGACAUUUCCAGUGAAAACCAUCCCCUGGCACGGUCAGGGGAGUGAGCUGGGAGCACAGCAGCUCCCGGGUGGGCUGGCAGAGAUGGUUUUAUCCCGUUGUCCUUAGGAAUCCACGCGCUCUGUCUCAGCUGUUUAUUUACUUAGUGAAAUCUCAGCCUCCCCUUGGCUGCAAGCCCUCUUAUCCCACAGCCACCAUGGCUUGGACCUGAUUUUAAGGGGUUUUUAUUAUUUUUUUUCCUUUUUUUUUUUUUUUUUUUAAUUUUUUAAUCUUUCCUCCACCUUGGGAAGAAAUUGGGUGGAAGUUGAGGAUUGGAAAUGGCGCUCGAUAGAGGCACAGGGAUGAUGGGGACGGGGUUAAACCAAAAUCCUGCUCACAGAAGGAGCUGGAUGUGUUGCCCAAGGGCAUUCCCUGCCCGGAGCCUGCCCACCAAAACCUUCAGGUUAUUUUUCCUGGUCAAUACUGAUGGAUCAUAAGGGGGGAGAAGGCGUCGAUCCCAGUGGAUGCUCACAGAGGCUGUAUCUCUCGAUUUAGAGUUAAUUAUACAAUUGUACAUCUAUAAAUAAAUGUUUAUAAUGUGAAAGGCUUCGGCUGGGUUGGUGUCCUGUGGAUCCCUGCUCCAGCCAGCUUCUGUUCUGCUGGGAUGUUCCCAGAAGGGUCCUCCUCCCGUCCCAUUAGCCCCACAUCCUCUGGCUGAGCUCUUUUGGGGGAUUAUUCUCAUCCUCAGGAUGGCACCAGCCUGGCAGCGUUAUCCUGGCAUUGGAAGGUGCCCUUGGGACACCAUCCCUGUCAGGUGGGCAGGGAGUGCCUUGUUUUGGGGAUGGAUUUGGGAUGGGUCUCUUUUCCUCACAUCCCCCUCCCUGGGGCAGGAUGAGGCUGGGGCAGGCUGGACCCCUCUGGCACCUCCCUCUUCCUCCCCAGGCCCAUGCACCAAAGUGCUGGAAGCUUUGGGUGGGAAUUUCCCCCUUUUCCUUUUUUUUUUCUCCCUUCUCUCAGAGGGCAAGAGUGGGAAUUUCUCCCCUUUCCCUUUUUUUCCCCUCCUCUCAGAGGCCAAGGGUCACGUCCCUGCCAUUUCCCCUCUGGCAGUGAGUCAGCCCUGCCAGCACAGGGCACAUCCACAGCCCAGGUUUUGGGGUGGUUUUACUGCAUUUUGGGUCAUUCCCAGCCUGGAGCAAUGGGAGACACUCUGGAAUUUCUGGGUGUGCUGGUCCCUGCCCACUCACCAAAGGUGUGGGUGGUUUGAGCUGCCCAUUAGCUCGUUAGCCCAAGCUUUUAAUUGGAGCGUCUGCCAAAGGCAGGGAGGCAUCAAAGGAAGGCAGGAGUUCCAGAGCAUCCUCCUCUGGCAGGUAGGGAGCCAAGGGGACCCCUCUUCCCCCCAUCAUUAUUUUUGGUAGCAAAAACACGAGGGUUUAGCAUUAUCCUGGCAUUUAAAUCCUCAUUUGCCUUAUUGCUGCUGAUGCCCCCAAAAAUCUCCCUUUCCUCUGCUGACACCUGGGAUCCCUGGGCUGAUGCUGGUGCCACAAAUAGCUCCAUUGACUCUUCCCAGGUCCCAAAAUAUCCCUUUGCCUAACCCCCUGCCCUGGGAGACAUUUGAUCCAGCCUCACUGGAAGCUUCUGCACCUUCCAGGGACCUUGAGACGCCCCCAAAUUUCUCAUGGAAAGGCCAUUUUGCUAUAAAUAAAAGCAGUUUCACCUUCGCAGCUGGGGCUGUGUCUGGGGCGUUCCAGGGGCGUGGGGAAGGUUCUGCUGAGCACCCCCAGGACAGAGGCUGUGACAUCGCUCUGUGUUGGCUUUUGGGAGUUUUGGUGGGGUUUUUAUUGGUGUGAUUAAUUUUUUAAAAAAUGGGAUACGGAGCCAAUCACCUUCCCUGAGAGUGGCUGGUGGGGGAUGAGCAGGGGUCAGGCUGACAGCACAGACAGGGCCACCCCCUUAGGAGCUUGGUAUUUAAAAAUCCACGUCUUUCUGGAGCUAUAAAUACCACUCCCAGACUGAGGAUGCCUCAGCAGGGCUGAGGGCACAGCCCCAGCUGAGCUGCUGCCGUAAAUCUCCUGCUGUGCCCUGGGAUCAACGCGUCGCUUCCAGCCUGGCCAAGGAACUCGGGCUUUGGAGCUCCCUUUCCACCCCUCUCAGUCCGUCCAGGGAUGGGUUUGUGCUGGAUGACCCCACAGGGGAUGCCCCUCAUGUGAAAGGGGGGUGCUGUAGCACGUGAUCCUUUGAGAAAUGCUCCAGACCCCAAAAUUUGAGGGGAA